Messenger RNA from Oryctolagus cuniculus (rabbit), 19795 nucleotides. It is a transcript of the gene ZNF318, whose product is annotated as zinc finger protein 318. Lineage: Eukaryota; Metazoa; Chordata; Mammalia; Lagomorpha; Leporidae. Gene Ontology annotation, molecular function: zinc ion binding; nucleic acid binding. The record is from RefSeq and is a predicted model, not a curated record. Gene Ontology annotation, biological process: negative regulation of DNA-templated transcription; positive regulation of DNA-templated transcription. Gene Ontology annotation, cellular component: nucleoplasm.
CUCCCCUCUCCUCCCCUCCCUUCCCCUCGCCCCGGCUCGCGCCAGCUCCUGCGCUCCGCCCCGCUUCUCCUGCCUCCUGUGGCCGCUCCCAGAGUAGAGGAGCUGGGAGGCCCUGAGGGCGGGAGGGGUGUGUCGGACGCGUGCUCGCGCCCUCAAACCGCCGGCUGCGGAGGCGCGCUUGGCCGGGCCCGAGGGCCGGCGCGGGCCGAGAGGAGGGUGCUGCCCUGGGGGCGGCGCGCGGCGGCCGUGGCGGCAGCGGCUGCAGCUGCGGCGGCGCGCUCGGGGCCCGCGUCCAGGGCGCCCGCGGGUCGGAGCUGCCGCCGUGGCCGCUGCUGCCGGAGCCAUGUACCGCAGCGGCGCCCGCUCCUCAGUCUCCUCACACCGGCCUAAAGACGGCGGCGGCGGCGGCCCUCGCAGCAGCCGCAGCUCCGGCUCUUCCUCAGGCCCCGUCCGCCGCACUUCGCCGCCACCGCCCUCCUGCUCCUCCGCCUCCUCGUUGCGGACCCCGACUCGCCGGCCCCGCUCGCCCUCAGGGCCCCGCAGCCGCCGGGCCUCGCCAUCUCCGCCGCGGGGUCGCCGCAGCUCCCCGUCCCCGCCCCGCGGCCGCCGGGCCUCGCCGUCCCCGCCGCGGGGUCGUCGCUGCUCCCCGUCCCCGCCGCGGGCCCGUCGCGGCUCCCCGUCCCCGCCGCGGAGCCGACGACUCUUCCCGCCGGGCUCGUCCGGCUUCCGAGGCAGCAGCCGAGGGGAGUCCCGCGCCGACUUCGCCCGGGACGGCCGCGGAGACCAUCCAGGCGACAGCGGCAGCCGGAGACGCUCUCCUGGUCUGCGUUCUGACUCUUCUUUGGAACAGAGCUUAAGGAUCACUGUUGGCAAUGACCACUUCUGUGUUAGCACCCCUGAACGGCGACGGCUUAGUGAUCGGUUGGGGUCACCAGUGGAUAACCUGGAGGACAUGGAGAGGGAUGACCUGACUGAUGAUUCUGUCUUCACUAGAAGCUCCCAAUGCUCUCGUGGUCUUGAGCGAUACAUUUCCCGGGAAGAGAGACCUCUCAGUCCCUUCUUGGAACAACUUGAUGACUACCGAACGAGAGAAACUUUCCUGCAUCGAUCUGAUUAUAGUCCCCAUAUCAGUUGUCAUGAUGAGCUCUUGCGGGGUACAGAACGGAACAGAGACAAACUCAAAGGCUCGUACUCUGUACGAUCUGAGGAAAGGAACCGGGAGGCCAAAAGGCCCCGUUAUGAUGACACUGAGAAGAUACACAGCGUGGGAGGGGAGCACCCAAGUUUUACAUCAGGGACUCGGAACUAUCGACAACGGAGACGAAGCCCAAGUCCUAGGUUUCUAGACCCCGAGUUUCGAGAGCUGGACCUUGCCAGGCGAAAACGAGAGGAAGAGGAGGAACGGAGUAGGAGCUUGAGUCAGGAACUGGUGGGAGUGGAUGGCGGCGACACUGGUUGUUCCAUCCCUGGAUUGUCAGGUGUCCUGACGGCAGCAGAGCCAGGGUAUUCUUUGCAUCGGCCUGAGGAAGUAUCUGUGAUGCCCAAGAAAUCCAUUCUGAAGAAGCGGAUUGAGGUAGACGUGGAGCCUUCUAUGCAGCUUGAGAAUUUUUCCAGCACUACCAGCUCCAGCCAGGAUCACCCUCUCUACUCUUCACACCCAUCUCUUCCACUGAGUGGUGCUAUUGCUGCUUUUGCCUCAGAGAUUGAGAACAAGGGAACUAUGGCAGAGACUGCCUUGAAAGAACCUCAUGGCAACCUCUACCAAUGGGGUACCCUUUCUGGGAUGCCCAAAGACAGCAGUCCUCACAGAGAAAAUUUUGGAAGUUUUUUAUGCCGCAAGGAGAAAUUGGAUUUGAAGGCUGAGGGACCUGAACGACACACAGACUUUUUGCUGCCCCAUGAGAGAGCCAGCGAGGAUGGUAGUGGUUUUUCCCGCAUUCUGAGCAUGUUAGCUGAUUCUACCAGUACACAAGAAAAAAGGCGACGUAGCUUCCCUGACAUUGAGGAUGAGGAGAAAUUUCUCUAUGGCGAUGAAGAAGAGGAUUUAAAGUCAGAGUCCCCACCAAAGCCCCUUGGGGGCUCUGAGAGUGAAAUUAUGAGGCAGAAGGCAAGCUCCCUACCCUCUUCAGCUCCAACCAUAAAGCUAGAAUCUCUAGAAGAGACUAAUCCAGAAUAUGCCAAGAUUCAUGAUUUACUGAAGACCAUAGGGCUAGACAUUGGUGUGGCAGAGAUCAGUAAACUGGCUGCGCGUACCCAGGAACGACUUCAUGGCAAAAAACCAUCAUCACGCUCUUCAGCUGACCGCCGUUCCUCAGUUGACCAGCACUUCUCAUCUGACCGCCGUUCCUCAGUUGACCAGCACUUCUCAUCUGACCGCCGUUCCUCAGAUCCCCACAGACUGGAGAGUAGGGAGGCACACCAUAGCAAUACGCACUCUCCAGAGGUGUCCCAUCCGCACCCAGCCUCCCCUGUGGAUCCUUACCUGCUCACACAAAAUAGCCCUCCAUUCCUAAAAUCUGACCAUCCAGUGGGUCAUAUUUCAAGACCAGACAUGGUUGGCAGUGGGUUUCAGUCAUCUGUUACAGUCAGGUGCUUGUUGCCAUCAGCCCCAUCUACCCCAAUUAGACUUCCACAUUCUGCUUCUUUAUCUCAGUUUCAUAUGCCAAGGGCCUCUCAGUUUGCUGCAGCCCGGAUACCUUCAAACUACCAGGGACCUGCCAUUCCCCCUACUUCCUUUGAUGCCUAUAGGCACUAUAUGGCAUAUGCAGCCUCAAGAUGGCCCAUGUACCCCACCUCCCAACCAUCAAACCACCCUCUAUCUGAACCACACAGGAUAAUGCCAGUAACCAAACAAGCUACUCGUAGUCGUCCCAAUCUCCGUGUGAUCCCCACUGUGACUCCUCACGAACCCAAACAAGAGGAGUCAGUGCUAGGCUCAAUUCCUGUUGCCCAAGUGCCUGUCCAGAUGUCCAUCCCUUCACUCAUAAGAUAUAAUCCAGAGAAGAUCUCUGAUGAGAAAAACCGUGCAUCCCAGAAGCAGAAGGUUAUUGAAGAGAGGGAAAAACUAAAGAGUGACCGGGAAGCCCGCCAGAAGAAAAUGUAUUAUCUCAGGACUGAGUUGGAGCGGCUUCAUAAACAACAAGGGGAAAUGCUUCGUAAGAAACGAAGGGAAAAAGAUGGCCACAAAGACCCACUUCUGGUGGAGGUGAGUCGGCUUCAGGAUAACAUCAUGAAGGACAUUGCAGAGCUGCGGCAAGAGGCAGAAGAGGCAGAAAAGAAGCAAUCUGAGCUGGACAAAGUGGCUCAGAUCUUAGGAAUUAACAUCUUGGAAAAAUCUCAGAAGUCUUCAAAUGACAGUAAAGAGACUUCAGAGAAGCCUGGGAAAGCAGAAAAAUCUAAGAGCCCAGAAAAGGUGUCAUCCUCAAACUCUUACUCCAACAACAAGGAAUCAAAGGUAAACAAUGAGAAGUCCCAGACUAGAAGCCCAGGGUCUGUUGAAAGCCCUCAACCAGCUGCUAAGCAAUCUGAUCAGCCCACUGCUACUUACGAGUAUUAUGAUGCUGGCAAUCACUGGUGCAAAGACUGCAACACCAUCUGUGGGACUAUGUUUGACUUCUUCACCCAUAUGCACAAUAAGAAGCACGCACAGGACAAUUCCAGAAUUCUUCAGAUUUCUGUAAGGAAAGACUACAGCAGACACCUCUGUUCCAGGGAGGCAGGGAUAGAAGUCACAGAGACCGUGGAGACGAGCACCUCUAGGGUCUGACUUUUGGAAGGUAGGUAUGGCUGCUGUGACAGGAAUGGAUUAUGAAGAAUGCCCUGUUACUUUAGCUGCCAGAUUAGGUGAGUGAAAAUAUAUGUGUGUGUGUUUAUCUGUAUUGUGUAUGGAGUGUAUAUACAUAAUAAAUGUAUAUAUGUGUAUUUGCAUAUCUGCAUCUUUGUACCAGUAGAGGAGGAACAAGAUAACAAUGAAAAUAGAAAGUGUGUGUUUUAGACCUGCCAACCCUUGCCUUAUUUAGCAUUGAAUAAAUUAUCUCUUAAAUUUCCAUGUCUCAUUUUGUGCUAUGAUACUUGUAUUAAAGCUGUGGACUUCAGGUCUGCCCCCUGAAACCCAGUGUCCUCAACAAGGAAAACAUGUGCUAUCUCAGUUCUAGCCUUUCCUUACUGGUGCAUACAAGAAUCAAGGUGGGGGCGCCGGAUUCUGUCCCGGUUGCCCCUCUUCCAGGCCAGCUCUCUGCUGUGGCCCGGGAAGGCAGAGGAGGAUGGCCCAGGUGCUUGGGCCCUGCACCCCAUGGGAGACCAGGAUAAGUACCUGGCUCCUACCUUCGGAUCAGUGCGGUGCGCCGGCCGUGGCGGCCAUUGGAGGGUGAACCAACAGCAAAAGGAAGAUUUUUCUCUCUGUCUCUCUCUCACUAUCCACUCUGCCUGUCAAAAAAAAAAAAGUGAAAGUGGGUGUGUCAUUAGUGGAGUGGUUUUUGAGUAAGCAAAGGAGAUUCAAGGAACGUGUGUGUGGCAGGGGGAGGGGGAGGGAGAACAGUCACCAAUGGGGUGUUUGAAGAAUACUGAGAUAUGAGUGUUAAGGACAGCUGUGUACUAGUUUUCAUUUUACUACCUCUACUACACAUAUUGAAACAUCUGGCACACAGAAAGGAACAAGCACCAUUUCAAAAUAUGAAGCAAACUCUUGGCUCUCUGUCCACCUAAAAUGCCAGUAAGUACUUCUGUACUGUGGGCUGAGGAACACAAUGGGAAUGAGAACCAGACCUAGUAAAACUUAGCUGACCUUUAAGUCCUUCAAAUUCAGAUUAAUUUAAAUCUGAGUUGCCCCCGUUCUACAUUCACCUAGAAAAAUAUUAGUUUAGUUUUGUUCCUGGAACAAAAUUUCUCUCGAAUGUUAGAGGCAUGGAUAUCUAGUUUACUUCCCAAAUAAAUCUAUGGCUUUCGUAAUUUGGGGGGGGGAUAGUUGUGUUAGUACAAAUACUGAAAAAAACAUGUGUGUAACCAAAGCCAUCAGAAUAUGAAGUAAGUAAAGGGUGAAAGUGCCUCAGCGCCUCCCGCUGCUGCGAUCAUAUCAGUUAAGAACCACUCAUUCCUAAGACAUGACCCUGUGGAUGAAGCAAUGGAAAGCAGCCUUGUGCCAGGGCUGCCAACACUUUGUCACCACCACUUUCUCUCCAUUGCUCAGCCAAAGAUCUGUUUCUCAUCAACUGUCACAUUCCUCUGCUCAGGGACAAUCAGAAAUGUUGGUCACAAGCUUUCGUUCCAAUCUGUGAUUCACAGUCCUACCUCCAGUUUUGCUGCUAGACCCUGCCAGUGGUGUCUGAAUUCCACGUCUAAGGUGUACUGAUCAAGGGAAUGGACGGGGAAAUGGAACUUUUUUCUUUUGAAUAAUUGCUUUUCCUUUGAGCUUUUUAGAUUUGAUGUGCUAGAGUUCACGUAUGUUAUGAAUGAUAUAUUUAAGGUCUACUUUUUAAUUGAAGUAUUAUAUAACAUUAAAUUUUACAUAACAAAAUUUUCCAUUUUAAAGUGUGCAAUUUUGUAGUUUUAAUAUCUUAUACAGUCACCACCACUAUCUAAUUCUAAAACAUUUCCAUCACUCCCCCACCACACCCCCAGAACCCACAUGCCUAUUAGCAGACAUUCCUGCUCCCAAGCCACUGUCAGUUACCAAUCUACUUUCUGUCUUAAUCACUGUACUAGUCUGGUCCGAGUAUUUCAUGUAAGUGAAGUCAUACAGUACGUGAUCUUUUGUGUCUGACUUCUUUCACUUAGCAUAAUGUUCUCAAGGUUCAUCUGUAUAGUAUAUCAUGUACCACUACUUCAUUGUAUUUUAUGGCUAAAUAAUAUACCAUUGUGUGGGUGUAUCAUGUUUCGUUUAUUCAUUACUCGAUAAUGCUUGGGUUAUUUCCACUUUAGGGGUAUUGUGAGCAAUGCUGCUAUGAAUAUUUAUAUACACAUACAUAUGUGUAUAUAAAUGUGUGUACAUAUGUAUGUGUAUAUCCAUGUGUAUAAGUUUAUGUGUGUAUGUGUAUAUAUAAAUAUGUAAAAUACAUAUAUGCAUAUAAAUAUUUGCAUGGACAUGUGUUUUAAGUCGUCUUGGGUGUAUACAUAGGAAUAGAACUGGGUCAUAUGAUAACUGUUUAGCCUUUUAAAAAUAAACCUUUAUAUUAAACUAUAAUGUUCAUAUGAAAAAAACACAUCAUAAAUUUGAUGUGCUCAGCUAUUUUUAUAAAGUAAACACAUGUGGGUAACCAGUAUCUAAAUCCAAAAAUAGAAUAUGACCAACACUCCUAAACUCCCUCUUAUGAUCUAUUACAGUCACUACUUUCCCAAAAUGUGACCAUUAUUCUGACUACUACAUCAGGUACUUUAAAAAAAUUGAGAUGAAAUUCACCAUAAAAUUUCCAUCACUCCAAAACAGAACUGUUUUCCCUUAAGCUUUUAGUCCCAGUUCCCACCUCCUAUAAUCCCUUGGACUCACUAGUCUGCUUUCUGUCCUUCCAGAUAUUUCAUUUAAACAAAAUUAUAUAGUUUGUGACCUUUUGUGUCAAUGUAUUUUUUACUUAACAUAAUGUUUUUGAGGUUCAUCCAUGUAGCACUUAUCAAUAUUAAUUCUUUAUUAUGGCAGAACAAUAUUUCAUUUUACAUAUAAAACAUACUUAUCCAUUUGUUAAUGGGCAUUUGAGUUGUUUCCACCAUCUGGCUAUUGUAAAUAGUGCUUCUAUGGAGGCACAUGUUGUGGCAUAGCAGGUAAAGCCACUGCCUCUGAUGCCGGCAUCCCUUAUGGGCAUCAGUUCAAGUCCUGGCUCUCUAUUAGCAGAGAGCUGGAUCGUAAGAGGAGCAGCUUGGAUACAAACCAGCACUCAUAUGGGAUGCCAGCGCCACAGGUGAAGCUUGACCUACUACACCACAGCACCAGCCCCUCCUCCACUUCUUUUAUUUUUUUUAAGAUUUUAAUUUAUUUAUUUGAGAGGUAGAAUUAUAGACAGUGAGAGGGAGAGACAGAGAUAGAGGUCUUCCUUCCCAUGGUUCACUCUUCAAAUGGCUGCAACGACCGGAGCUGCGCCAAUCUGAAGCCAGGAGCCAGGUGCUUCUUCCUGGUCUCCCAUGCAGGUGCAGGGGCCCAAGGACUUGGGCCGUCUUCUACUGCUUUCUCAGGCCAUAGCAGAGAGCUGGAUUGGAAGAGGAGCAGCCAGGACUAGAACUGGCACCCAUAUGGGAUGCUGGCGCUGCAGGCGGAGGAUUAACCUACUGCGCCACAGCACCAGCCGCCCCCCUCCACUUCUGACCCAGCUCCCUGUGAAUGUGCCUGGAUAAGCAGCAGAGGAUGGCCCAAGUGCUUAUACACCUGCACCCACAUGGGAGACCUGGAAUAAGCUCCAGGCUCCUGGAUUCAAGCUGGCCAUCUCUGGCCAUUGCAACCAUCUGGGAAGCAAGCCAGCAGAUGGAAGAUAUCUCUGUCUCUUCCUGUCUCUGUAACUCUGCCUUUAAGUAAAUAAGUCUUUAAAAAAAAUAUUGGGGCCAGCACUGUGGUGUAGUGGAUUAAGCCACCACUUGCAGUGCCAGCAUCCCAUAUAGGCACUGGUUUGAGACCCGGCUGCUCCACUUCUGAUCCAGCUCUGCUAUGGCUUGGGAAAGUAGAAGAUAGCCCGAGUCUUUAGGCCCCUGCACUCAUGUGGGAAGAGGAUCCUGGCUUCUGGCUUCCGAUUGGCGCAGCUUCUGCCAUUGCAGCCAGUUGGGGAGUGAACCAUCAAAUGGAAGACCUCUUUCUCUCUCUGCCACUCCUUCUCUCUCUGUGUAACUCUGAAUUUCAAAUAAAUAAAUUUUUUUAAAAAAUAGUGCUGUUAUACCCAUUCAAGUGUAAGUAUUGUCUGAGUACCUCUUUUCUAUUGUUUUGGUAUAUACCUAGUAAUGGAAUUGCUGGGUCAUAGGGUUAUUCAUGUUUCAAUUUUGAGAAACUGUCACACACAGUUUUCUACCCCACCUAAAUCAUUUUACAAUCCUACCAGCUAUGUAUAAUGGUUUGAUUUUCUACACAACACUUCUUAUUUUCCUUUCUUAACAUAUUAGAGUUAUCUUCAUAUCUCAUUGUGGUUUUGAUUUCCAUUUUUCUAAUACCCAUGAUAUUAAACAUCUUUUCAUGUGCUUAUUGGCUACUUAUGUAUCUUCUUUGGAGGAAUGUCUACUCAAUUUCUUUUUAAAAAAUGUUUUUAAUUUAUUUGAAAGGCAGAAUUACAGAGAGAGAGAGAGCUAGCUCUUCCAUCUGCUGAUUCCCCAAAUGGCUGAAACAGCUGGAGUUGUAUGAAUCCGAAGCCAGGAGCCAGGGUCUUUAUCUGGGUCUCCCAUGUGGGUGCAGGGGCCCAAGCACUUGGGCCAUCUUUUACUGCUUUCCCAGGCCACAGCAGAGAGCUGGAUCGGAAGUGGAGCAGCUGGGACUUGAACAGGUACCCAUAUGGGAUGCCAGCGCUUCAGGCCAGGGUGUUAACCCGCUGUGCCACAGAGCUGGCCCCUUAUUUGUUUAUUUGAAAGAGUGAUAGAGAGGAGGAGGGAGAGGAGGAAGGAGAGAGAGAGAGAAAAAGAAAUCCAUCUUCCAUAUACAGGUCACUCCUCAAAUGACCACAAUGGUCAGGGCUGGGUGAGGCUGAAACCAAUAGCAUAAAACUCCAUGCAGGUCUCUCACCUGGUUGCAGGAGCCCAGGUAGUUGGGCCACCUUCUACUGCUUUUCCCAGGCACAUCUUCAGGGAACUAGAUCAGAAGCAGAGCAGUAUGGACUCAAACUGGCACUCCAAUACAGGAUGCCAGCUUUGCAAGUGGAUACUUAACCCACUGUGCCCCAUCUACUUUCUUCAUAAUAUUCUUUGAUACACAAAAUGUUUUCAAUUUUGAUAAAGUCUAAUUUAUCCAUUUUUUCACAUAUCACUCAUGGUUUUAGUAUCAUAAAUCUAAGAAUCCAUUGCCAAAUCCAAGAUCAUGAAGAUUUACUUCUAUCUUUUCUUCUGUGAGUUUUAUAGUUCUAAGAAGCUCUUAUAUUUAGGUCAUUGAUUUAUUUUGAGUUAAUUUUUAUAUAUGGUAUGAGGUAUUAUUCCAGCUUUCUUUUUUUAAAAAAUAAUAUUUAUUUAUUAAUUUGAAAGGCACAGUUACAGAGAGGCAGUGGCAGAGAGAGAGAGACAGAGGUCUUCCAUCCGCUGGUUCACUCCCCAAAUGGUCACAAUGGCUGGAGCUGGGCUGAUUCAAAGCCAGGAGCCAGGAGCUUCUUCCGUGUCUUCCCAUGUGUGUGCAGGGGCCCAAGCACUUGGGCCAUACUCUACUGCUUUCCCAGGCCAUAGCAGAGAGCUGCAUUGUAAGUGGAGCAGCCAGGACUCAAACUGGUACCCAUAUGGAAUGCCAGCAGCACUGCAGGUAGCAGCUUUACCUGCUAUGCCACAGUGCCAGCCCCUCGGCUUCUUUCUUUUGCAUGUAGAAAUCUAGUUGUCCCAGCAUCAUUUAUUGAAGAAGCUGCUUUUCCCCACUUAAUGAUCUUGGUACCCUUUUCAAAAUCAAUUGGCCACAGAUAUAUGGGGUUUAUUUCUGGACAUUCCAUUUAAAAAAAAAAAAUUAUUGCAUUUGAAAGGCAGAGUGAUAGGAGAGACAAAGGCCUUCUAUGUGCUAGUUCAUCCCAAUUAUUGUAAUGGCCAGGGAAGUGCCAGGCUGGAUUCAGGAGCCUGGAACUACAUCCAGGUCUCCCACAUAGUUGGUGGGGGCCCAAGCACUUUGGGCCAUCUUCUGCUGCCUUCCCAGGCUCAUUAGCAGAGAGCUGGAUUGGAAGCAGAGCAGCUAGGACUGGAAUUAUUACUCCUACAUGGGGUGCUGGUACCACUCUUACCAUGUUGUGCCAUAAUGCCAGACCCUGAAUAUUUCAUUCCAUUCCACUGGUUUAUAUUCCUAUCCUUAUGCCAGACCCAUGCUGUUUUUUUUUAUUAUUAUUUAUUAUUAUUAUUAUUUUUUUUUUGACAGGCAGAGUGGACAGUGAGAGAGAGAGAGACAGAGAGAGAAAGGUCUUCCUUUGCCGUUGGUUCACCCUCCAAUGGCCGCCGCUGCAGCCGGCGCACCGCGCUGAUCCGAUGGCAGGAGCCAGGAUCCAGGUGCUUUUCCUGGUCUCCCAUGGGGUGCAGGGCCCAAGCACUUGGGCCAUCCUCCACUGCACUCCCUGGCCAUAGCAGAGAGCUGGCCUGGAAGAGGGGCAACCGGGACAGAAUCCGGCACCCCAACCGGGACUAGAACCCGGUGUGCCAGCGCCGCAAGGUGGAGGAUUAGCUUAUUGAGCCACGGCGCCGGCUGACCCAUGCUGUUUUAAUCACUGUAGCUUUGUAGUAAGUUUUGAAAUUCAGAAGUAUGAGUCCAACUUUGUUGUUCAAGAUGUUUUUGGCUGUUUGCGACCCAUUGAGAUUUCAUACGAUUUCAGGAUUGCCUUUUCCAUUUCUGCAAAAAUACCUUGAAAUUUUUGACAGAUUGCACUGAGUCUGUAGAUUAGCUUGAAUAAUAUUGCCAUAUUAAUAUUAUUCAUAUCCAUGACUAUAAGAUGCCUUUCCAUUUGAUUAGAUCUUCUUUGAUGACUUAUUUGGUAGUACAUAUGUCUUUCACCUCUUUCAUUAAAUUUAAUUCUAGACUUUUUAUUCUUUUUAUGCCAUUAUAAUUUGAAUUAGUUUUUUUUUUUAGGAUUUUAUUAAUUAUUUGAGAGGUAAAGUUACAGAGAGAGAGAAAGAGACAAAAGAGAAAGGUCCUCCAUCUGCUGGUUCACUCCCCAAAUGGCUGCAACAGCGGAGCUGAACUGAUCCGAUCCGAAGCCAGGAGCCAGGAGCCUCCUCCAGGUCUCCCAUGGCGGGUGCAGGGACCCAAGCACACGGGCUAUUUUCAACUGCUUUCCCAGGCCAUAGCAGAGAGCUGGAUCAGAAGAGGAGCAGCUCGGACUUGAACUGGCGCUCAUGUGGGACAACAGCACCACAGGCAGAGGCUUAGUCCACUAUACCACAGCACCAGCCCCUUGAAUUGUUUUCUUAAUUUUCUUUGAGAUUAUUUAUUGCAGGCAUAUAGAAACAACUGAUUUUUGUUUAUGAAUCUUGUACUUUGCAACUUUGCUGAAGUCAAACAGGAGCUUCAUAGGUUUUCAAAUUAUAGUCUUUUAUAAUCCUUGGUAUUUCUGAAAGGUUAGUAGUAAUAAUAAUAAUCACUUUCAUUUCUGAUUUUAGUUUUUACACGUUCUCUCUUUUUCUUAGUCUCUUUUUAUUAGUCUGUCUAAAGCUUUCAAGUAUUGGUCAUUGAUUCUGUUUUUCUAUUUUCUAUUUCAUGAGCUUCAUUCGGGGCUACCACUUACUUUGCAACUUUGUUGAAGUCAGGAGCUCCAUCUGAGUCUCCCGCAAGGGUGCAGGAGCCCAAGGACUUGGGACAUCUUCCACUACUAGUGAAAUAUCCUCACUUUCAUUUCUGAUUUCAGUUUUAUUUUCAUGUUCUCUCUUUUUCUUAGUCUAUCUAAAGGUUUCAAAUCUUGACAUUUGGUUCUAUUUUUCUGUUCUCUAUUUUAUUUGUCUCUGAUCUAGUCUUUACUAUUUCCUCCUGCUAGCUUUUGGUUCGGUUUGCACUUCUUUUUCUCUUUCCUCAAGGUGUAAAUUUAGGCUGUUGAUUUGAGAUCUUGCUUUGUAAAAAUUGUUUAAGGUUUAUUUAUUGGGGCUGGUGCUGUGGCACAGCAGGUCAAAGCCCCUAGCCUCUAACACCAGCAUCCCAUGUGGGCACCUGUUUGAGUCCCAGCUGCUCCACUUCCGAUCCAGCUCUCUGCUAUGGCCUGGAAAAACAGUAGAAGAUGGCCCAAGUCCAUGGGCCUCUGCACCUGUGUGGGAGACCUGGAAGAAGCUCCUGGCUCCUGGCUUUGGAUUGGCCUAGCUCCAGCCAUUGCAGCCAUCUGGUGAGUGAACCAGUGAAUGGAAGACCUCUCUCUCUCUUUCUCUCUCUCUCUCUCUCUGCCUCUGCCUCUGCCUCUGCCUCUGCCUCUCUGUAACUCUGCCUUUCAAAUGAAUAAAGAAAUCUUUUUUUUUUUUAAGUACAUGUUAUAUUAAUUAGAACCCUUUUGGUUGUACCACAAACCUAACUUAAACAAGCUUAACAAAAAUCAGUGAUGGGCUAAUGUACAGCUUGGUAACUGGGAAACUGAGGCAGACCUAGAUCCAGAAGAUCAGAAAUGCUCUGUCUUCUAACUUUGCUUGGCUUCAUUUUUGAAGGUAUUUUCCCUCAGGAGAAAAAUAGCUCCUGCAGUCUAAAGCUGCCAUGGUUCUUAAAGGUUGCCUUCUAGAAAAUGAGUGGAUCUUUCCUUAUCAUACUAGAAAGUCUCAGGGAAGAUGCCUGUUAGUCUGAUUUGGGCCACAUUUCUAUUACUGAAUAAUUACUAUGUGCUAGUAGAUGAAAUACUCAGACCAGGCCCAGGAUUUGAGCUUCUAAUGGGAAGGAAAGGUGACCCUACUGAACCAUGGAGACUGAGUUCAAUUAAUAUAGAAUAGAGAGAAAUGAUGUUUUCCAGAGGAAAUCCUUCAAAGUAGAAAGUUCACUCUAAAGCUGCAAAGAUUCAGUGUCUUCUCUGUAGACUUUGUUUUGUGACAUUUUAUCGAGAUGUGUGUUUUUUUUUUAAAGAUGUAUUUAUGGCCAGCGCCACGGCUCAAUAGGCUAAUCCUCCACCUGUGGCGCCAGCACUCCGGGUUCUAGUCCUGGAUGGGGUGCCGGAUUCUGUCCCGGUUGCUCCUCUUCCAGUCCAGCUCUCUGCUGUGGCCUGGAAGUGCAGUGGAGGGUGGCCCAAGUCCUUGGGCCCUGCACCUGCAUGAGAGACCAGGAGAGGCACCUGACUCCUGGCUUUGGAUUGGCACGGUGCGCCGGCCGCAGCGGCCAUUGUGGGGUGAACCAACGGAAAAAGGAAGACCUUUCUCUCUGUCUCUUUCUCUCACUGUCCACUCUGCCUGUCAAAAAAAUAUAUUUAUUUAUUUAUUUAUUUGAAAGGCAGGGUGACAGACAGGGAGAGACCACAGUGAAAGAUCCUCCAUCUGCUGGUUCAAUUCCCAGAUGGCUGCAGCAGCUGGGACUGGACCAGGUAGAAGCCAGGAGCCUGGAACGCCAUCUGGGUCUCCCACAUGGAUGACAGAGGCCCAGAUAUUUGAAGUCUUCUGAGGUUUUCUCAGACACAUUAGCAGGGAGUUGCAUUAGAAGCAGUGCAGCCAGGACUGAAACUAAUAUGGGAUGCAAUGUCACAAGCAGUGAUUUAACCCACUGUGCCACAAUGCCAGGCCCCAAGUGUUCACGUUCUUGUACUCAUUGAGAUGCUACUGCUUUUAAGGGUGUGUGGUAGGAGGUUAGAGAGAGCAAAUGAGGACCUUAUAGCCUUCCUGUUCCAAAAGCUCAAGAAAAGAGAAGAGAAAAGGUCUAAUUAUUUUGGAGUUGAGAAGAGACUAGAACUUGACUCCUGACUCUGUGACCCUGAGUUUCACAGAGGAAAUUAAGACUCUUCUAUGGCAAGGUAAGCAUUUGCAUUUUUUUUCUUUUUUUCUUUGACAGGCAGAGUUAGACAGUGAGAGAGGGAGAGACAGAAAGGUCUUUCUUUUUCCGUUGGUUCACCCCACAAAUGGCUGCUAUGACCGGCGCACCGCACUGAUCCGAAGCCGGGAGCCAGGUGCUUCCUCCUGGUCUCCCAUGCAGGUGCAGGGCCCAAGCACUGGGGCCAUCCUCUGGGCCACAGCAGAGAGAUGGACUGGAAGAGGAAUAGCCGGCACAGAAUCCGGCGCCCCAACUGAGACUAGAACCCAGGGUGCCAGGGCCGCAGGCGGAGGAUUAGUCUAGUGAGCCAUGGCGCCUGGCCAAGCAUUUGCAUUUCUAAAUUCAUAAGAUUAAACUGUUUUAGCCUUGUUAUGGACUGAACAGGAAGUGGCUCCCCAAACUCAUGUGAAUGUUGGAAGUCUUAUGCUAAUGUUUGAUGAGUUUAGGGUGGCCUAUAAGAGGUGAGCCUGGUGGGAGUUCUUUGGAUUAUUGGAGGCUUGUCCUCAGAAGGUAUUCGCAUGAGAAGGUUGAUUAUUUAAGCUGACUUUGGCUUUGCACCUCUCUUCUUCCUGGCUCACCAUGUGAUCACUCCUCCCUACGCACUCCACCGUGGCCUUUCUCCCACAGAUGCCUGAUCCUGAACUGGGACCCUGCAGACUUUAAGCAGAAGUAUGCCUUUUCCUUCCCAAGAAGUUUCUCUUGGAUAUUUUAGUUAAAGUAAUGAAAAGCUAACUAAUACAAGACUGUUAACAUAGAUUCAUGACCUGGAAGGGCUAUUCUUGUAUAUUAUAAAAACUUACCUCUCAGAGGUGUAAAGAUAAGGAAGUUUCUAGUACUUUAUGCCAACUCUAAGUGUUAGGGUCCGAAAAAGCCCACCGCCCAAGGAACGACUCCAAGAGACCUUUCUCUCAUGCAACCAGCAAAGGGUUAAAUUUAUUGAUCCAACAUGUUGGGGCCCUCUGAACAUACAAGGACAGAGGAGCAGCGAGAAACUACAGCAUAGGGUUUAUAAAGGCAAAAACUGCAAAAUCGGGAGGGGAGAGAGAAUACACGGUUGCUAAGUGGUUGCUAAAAUCUUACAAUAGCAAUUAUGAUCUUAAGACAUAGACAAAUCACAUCUUCAUUAUUAGCCCAGGUAACCCAGGUGCAACCUUUCUACUUUUAAGCUUGAGCAAUCAUGCAGGGGGUUUUUGUGCAUUGCCAAGGGUGAUGUAGUACACUGCUAUUGUCCGACUAUUUGAGAUCAUAGUUUCAGACCAGAGUCUCACGGUGGGGGGGUGCUUUCCCAGAAUGGAGUCUCAAGUGCUCCAAAAUGGAGUCCCUCCUGUCAAGGUGCUACUUCACUCUGUUUUAUUUUUACAGCUGCACCAGGAAGGUUUAAACCUGUAAGCUUAAGCUUAACUUUUUACACCCGCACAUAUACAAUUUUAACUCUUUAUAAGGAGCAUUCCCACCAAGUUCCUCUCCUUUCCUGCUCACCUCAGUUUCCAGUAUAUGCAUAAGUUGUCAUGCUGUAAAUUAUUUGGAGGUGGUUAUUUUUACAUACUCUCAGAUGAAAUAUACAUUUCCAAAUAAUAUUUGAGAAACCAAAUAUGUCUUUGCAUAGAAAAAUCAUACUUUAAAGCUGUUAUUGAUUUCUUCACAAGCAUAGAUUCAAGGCAGACAUGGCAGUCUUGAUUCUGAAUUAAUCCAGCAGAUGCCACUGAAUCACGAGAUGUAGCCCACUCAGUCCCAAGCAUGUAGCCAUAAGUAGCUAUAUAGAGUGCUCGCAACAGGUUCAGAUAAUAGCAAGAUGAUUCUGGAAAACAAGGAGGAAAAAAACAGACUUGCAAGAGCCAUGAAUGCUGUGUGACUAUAGAGCAGCGAUUCUCCAUCGGUAGGGGAUUGAUAUCUUUUUAAGAGAGAAGAUUCAGCCGGCGCCGCGGCUCACUAGGCUAAUCCUCCGCCUAGCGGCGCCAGCACACCGGGUUCUAGUCCCGGUCGGGGCGCCGGAUUCUGUCCCGGUUGCCCCUCUUCCAGGCCAGCCCUCUGCUGUGGCCAGGGAGUGCAGUGGAGGAUGGCCCAGGUGCUUGGGCCCUGCACCCCAUGGGAGACCAGGAAAAGCACCUGGCUCCUGGCUCCUGCCAUCGGAUCAGCGCGGUGCGCCGGCCGCAGCGCGCCGGCCGCGGCGGCCAUUGGAGGGUGAACCAACGGCAAAGGAAGACCUUUCUCUCUGUCUCUCUCACUGUCCACUCUGCCUGUCAAAAAAAUAAAAAUAAAAAAUAAAAAAAAAGAGAGAAGAUUCAUUCAUCUUCUGCUUUGUAUGUAUUUCUUUAAUUUUUUAAAAAAUAUUUAUUUUAUUUGAAAGGCAGAGAGCACACUCUCCCAAACAUCUACCUCCCUCUGCUCUAUUUAAGUGAUAUAAACUACAGAAAGUGAAGCUUCCUAUUGUACAGAUUAUGCAGAAGAUACAGUGAGAAAGCACAAAAGUUGAGGGUAAUAAAGAUCUUUAAAAACACAACUAUAAAGAAAUAAGACUGAUUUUUCCUCAACUUACUAGAACCAAAUGAUUUCUCUUUAAAAAAAAAAAAGCCAUCUAGGAAAGCAUUCUGGAUAAUGCUAUAAAAGACACAAGCCAUGACCGUGUGCUUGAGCAAGUCUAUAAAGACAUAAAUGGGUGGAGUUUAUAGUUGUAGUCAAACUCCCUGGUUACAAAGUGCUUCUUUAUAGUUCAUAUAACACUUUCACACUUUUCUCAUUUGCCACAUAUUAAAUGAUAGCCAUACUUGUGCUACAUGCUAAUUAAGCUUAAUUGGUUCUUGUGAAUGACUUCUAAUUAAUGGGAAUGGUUUGCUGCCAAAGCCAAGUUUCAUUUCUCUUUUUAGGAUUUAAAAUCAGAAUCAGUUUAAACCAUACUCUGUGUUUUGCUUCAUAAAUGUUGAUCCUCAUGUAUGUUAAACAGUCUCCUGGGGCCGGCGCUGUAGCUCAGUGUGUUAAAGCCCUGGCCUUAAGUGCCGGCAUCCUAUUUGGGCGCCGGUUCUAGUCCCGGGUGCUCCUCUCCCAAUCCAGCUCUCUGCUAUGGCCUGGGAAAGCAGUGGAAGAUGGCUCAAGUGCUUGGGCCCUUGCACCCAUGUGGGAGACCCGGAAGAAGCUCCUGGCUCCUGGCUUUGGAUCGGCGCAGCUCCAGCCAUUGCGGCCAUCUGGGGAGUGAACCAGAGGAUGGAAGACCUCUCUCUCUGUCUCUACCUCUCUCUGUGACUAUGUCUUUCAAAUAAAUAAAGUAAAUAUUAAAAAGGGGGGGGGGGAGGGAGGAAAAGAAUCUCCUGGGGUAGGCAUUUAGCCUAGCAGGUAAGUGAUCCAUGUCCUACAUUGGAGUAUCUGGGUGAGUCCCAGCUCUGUCUCCUAACUCUAGCUUCCUGCUAGUGCUGACAGUGGUGCAGACUGAUGGCUGAUGGCUCUCAAGUAAUUGGGUUCCUGCCACCCUCCAGGGAGAGCCAAAUUGAGUUCCCAGCUCCCAGCUUUGGCCCUAGCCUAACCCUAGCUUUGGUGGACAUUUGGGAAGUGAACCAGAAAACAGUCUCUGUCUCUCUGCUUCUCAAACUAAAAAGAAAAUGGGGUGGGGCCCAGUUCCAGCCUUGUGGUGCAAUGAGUUAAGCUGAGACCUGCAAUGCAGGCAUCCCGUGAAUGCCAGUCUGAGUCCUGGCUGCUCCACUUCUAAUCCAGCUAAUGCACCAAUGAAAGCAGUGGAAGAUGGCCAAAUUACUCGGGUGCAUGCCACCCAUGUGGGAGACCUAGCUGGAGUUCCCGGCUUCUGCUGUUGCAGCCAUUUGGGGAGUGCCAGCAAACUGCAAAUCUCCCUGUCCCUCUGUCUCUAACUCUGCCUUUCAGAUAAGCAGAUAAAUCUUUUAAAAUGAAAUUAAUAGGCCGGUGCCGCGGCUCACUAGGCUAAUUCUCCGCCUUGCGGCGCCGGCACACCGGGUUCUAGUCCUGGUCGGGGCACCGGAUUCUGUUCCGGUUGCCCCUCUUCCAGGCCAGCUCUCUGCUGUGGCCAGGGAGUGCAGUGGAGGAUGGCCCAAGUGCUUGGGCCUUGCACCUGCAUGGGAGACCAGGAGAAGCACCUGGCUCCUGCCAUCGGAUCAGCGCGGUGCGCCGGCCGCGGCGGCCAUUGGAGGGUGAACCAACAGCAAAGGAAGACCUUUCUCUCUCUCUCUCUCACUGUCUAACUCUGCCGGUCAAAAAAAUAAUUUAAAAAAAUAAAAAUAUUAAUGAAGAAAAUGAGGUAGGCCAAGACACCACUAGGAGUGCCUACAUCCCACAUCUGAGUGCUUGCCUUUGACUCCUGGCUCUGCUCCUGAUUUCAGUUUCCUGCUAGUGUGUACCCUGGGAGGCAGCCAGGUGAUGGCUCAAGUGGUUGGGUUCCUGCCACCAGUGUGGAAGACCUGGAUUGAGUUCCUGGCUCCUGGCAUUGGCCAGGCUUGGCCUCAGCUAUUAUCAUUUAGGGAGUGAACACAAGAUGAGAGAUUCAUUCUCUCUUUGUCCCCACCCCUAGCCUUAUAAAUAAGUACAAUCAAUAAAUAAAAAUUUUCAAAAAACAGGCAUUAUGACACAGCAGGUAAAGCCACUGCUUAAGAUACCCACAUCCCAUAUCAGAGUGAAGGUUCCCAGUCACUGCUGCUUCAUACUUCAGAUCGAGCUUCCUGUCAGUGAACCUAGGAGGUAGCAAAUAACAGCCUAAGUACUUGGGUUCGUGCUGUUACCGAAGAAUGGAGGGUUCUUGUCUUCGCGCAAGAAAGAAUUCAGGCGUGAGACAGAGUAGUGGAAAGUAAAAAGUAGCAAAGUUUAUUAAGGUAGGGACAUCCGAAAGAACGGAUGGGCACCUCUCCAGACAGGACCUGAGAGAGAGUGCAGUCGCUCAGGCGGGGGGAAGGAGCGAGGUUACAUGGUUGAGUGGAGAGAUUACACCUGGCCAGACCAGGCGGGUGGGCGGCUGGCUCAGCAGAGAGGCAGAGGGCUGAGCGCGCAGUCCGGUUGAGGUGUGUGUGGGGGUGUUUAAGGAGAUGGGUCUUUGUCUUCACACAUCUCCUCCUGAAACAAAGGAUUUUAUGGAGGUAAAUAUUAGGAAGCUCCUAUCUGAGUUUUCCCUUGAAGGUAUCAGACAGGAGGAAGCCUAGCUGGCGCCAUCCUGGGUUCAGAGGAAGGGUGAGCAGGACCCCCUGGAGAAUCAGGAUCCCCAGCAGGGUGUUUGAAAUGCAGAUACUGGGCUGCAUUUGGGAGGUUGUGGAAGAUUUGUCAGGCAGAAGGGGCGGGGUCCUCCACCUGGUAGAAGGGGGCAGGGCAGGAUAAGAGUACCCGGCUGCCCCUGAAACAUUAUCAGGAUGACUUUGAGAUGCAGAUGCAUAUGCUGGACAUAGACGUCUUCUCUUUAGGCCUUUAUGUCACACACAUAAGCUCAUAUCUGAUUUCCUACCUAACACUGCCACCCAUGUGGGUGGAGUUUCUGGCUCCUGGCUUCUGCCUGGCCUAGCCCCCAGCUGUUGCAGACAUUUGGGGAGUGAACAAAGAGAUGGAAGAUAUCUGUAUCUCUCUCUCUCCUCCCUGCCUCACCCCCACCCCUCCACUCGGUGUUUCAAAUAAAUAAAUCAUUAAAAAAAAAACUUCUGAGACCUUAGGCAGCUGAACUUUCCCUUCUCCAGGGCUUUCAUUACUAGCAGCUCUUGAGCUCUGUCAGUCAGUCCUGGUUUAUUCCCACCAGCACUCAUCUCCGUACCUGUGAAGGGGAUUUGUGUCUAACAUAUAACAUUGAUUCACCAACAAGCAUUUGUUGAGCAGUAUGUGCUAGAGAUUGAGCAAGGAAGGCACUAGAAAUAUACACAGUAACUGGCAAGGUCACCCUGGUUCCUUCCCUCAAGGAGCUCACAGAUCAAAUAGGCAGACAGGCCAGCGCUGUGGUGUAGUAGGUUAAACACCCGCCUAUGGCACUGGCAUCCCACAUGGGCACCGGUUCAAGUUCUGGCUGCUCCACUUCUGAUCCAGCUCCCUGCUAAUGUGUCUGGGGAAGCAGUGGAAGAUGACCCAAGUCCUUGGGCCCCUGCACCCACGUGGGAGACCCGGAAGAAGCUCCUGGCUCUUGGCUUGGGAGCUGUUGCAGCCAUUUGGGGAGUGAACCAGCAGAUGGAAGACCUCUCUCUCUCUCUCUGUAACUCUACCACUCAAGUAAAUAAACACAUCUUAAAAAAAAAAAAAAAACAACAACAACAACAAAAAAACAAA